Messenger RNA from Penicillium macrosclerotiorum, 1377 nucleotides. RefSeq names its product cytochrome P450. Gene Ontology annotation, molecular function: iron ion binding; oxidoreductase activity, acting on paired donors, with incorporation or reduction of molecular oxygen; monooxygenase activity. NCBI's taxonomy places the organism in Eukaryota, Fungi, Ascomycota, Eurotiomycetes, Eurotiales, Aspergillaceae. The transcript is spliced from 2 exons. The record is from RefSeq and is a predicted model, not a curated record. The coding region runs from base 1 to 1377 and encodes 458 amino acids.
AUGGCCGCCAGUCGGCUGCCCAUUGUCUACGGGGUCCUCACAGGCCAUUCGACGGGGUGGUUAAAAAGGCUACAUGCCAAAUAUGGCCCUGUUGUGCGCGUGGCUCCCGAUGAACUGAGCUACUCCUGUGCCAGUGCCUGGAAGGACAUCUACGGAAGCACCCCAUCACGUCCUUCGGGAAUGCCACGCGACAAUACUUUUUUCCGCGCAGUCGAGGACGCAAAUGGGAUUCACUCAAUCCUAUCGGCCAACAACGAAGACCAUGCCCGAAUGCGCCGCCUCUACGCGCAAGCUCUAUCUAAGCGAGCUCUUGCCGCACAAGAGCCUCUGAUCCUGAGUCAUGUCCAUCUCAUGAUGGAUAAACUUCAGCUACAGGCAGAGAAAGACCAGCCUAUUGAUAUCGUUGAUAUAUUUAAUUUCACGCUAUUUGAUGCAGUAUGUGACCUCCAAUUUGGAGAGUCCUUGCAUUUGCUAGAUGACGAAACCUAUCGUCCCUGGGUACGGAGCCAUCUGGGGGUCAUCCGCAGCGCUUCCCUCAUCGCGUCACUGGCCGACUUUCCCAUACUUCGAGUCCUCUUUGGACUGGUGCUCCCACGAUUGAUUAAGACUGAGCGAGAAAGUUAUUUCAAGAUGCUGAACGAGCGGCUGGAUCAGCGUUUGGCCGCGGGUGUCAAGCGUCCCGAUCUCGUGAACUUCUUCAUUGAGUCCCGCAAUGAGGCCAACGUCAUCUCUGAGGGGGAAUUCCGUGCUACUGCCCCAAUCAUUAUGAUGGCGGGUAGUGAGACAAGUUCCACUGCACUCAGCGGCUUCAUGGCCCAUAUGCUGCGGGAGCCUAAAAUCCUGCGCGAGGUGCAGAAUGAAGUUCGCGCCAAGUUCCAGAGUCGAGUCGAUAUCGAGAUGAAAACACUCAAAGACCUCCCGAUGCUGGAUAAAUGCGUGAAAGAAACGCUUCGUGCUUAUGCUGCAGUGCCAGGAAUUCUUCCUCGUAUAGUUCCAGCUCCUGGGGCCACAAUUGCGGGACAAUGGGUGCCUCCAGGCGUCCGGGUCUAUGUUACCUCCUUGGCUGCAUUUCGCUCGGCUGCGAACUUCUACGAUCCAGAAAAAUUUGCACCCGAGCGAUGGGAUGCAAAGCCUGACGCGAAAUUUAUUGACGAUGAGCGUGAUGCUUGUAAGCCAUUUUCAGUGGGAACCAGAGACUGUGUGGGUCGGGAGAUGGCACAGUAUAUGAUGGCCUUGAUUCUCUGCAACUUGAUGCUGCAUUUUGAUUUUGAGAAUGUUCCUGAGAACAAAAAUUGGUUUGCCAACCAGCGGAUCUGGACGAUUUGGGAUAAGCCGGCUUUGAUGGUGAAAUUGAUCCCGGUCCGGGCAUCUGUUUGA